Pyricularia pennisetigena is the source of this 213-nucleotide messenger RNA. RefSeq lists its product as uncharacterized. Bases 1 to 213 code for a protein of 70 amino acids. NCBI's taxonomy places the organism in Eukaryota, Fungi, Ascomycota, Sordariomycetes, Magnaporthales, Pyriculariaceae. The transcript has a single exon. The record is from RefSeq and is a predicted model, not a curated record.
AUGCGUUUCUCCACCAUCUUCGUCGCUGCCGCCUCCGUCAUGGCCGUCCAGGCUGCCUCCACUGCCUCUCCGACGAAGCCCGCCGCCACUUCUCCCGCGAAGACAACGGCCGCCGCCGCAGCUGCCACUACGGCUGCCAAAAAGGCCGCUGGUGCUAACGUCGUUCCUGGCGCCGCUCUUGGUCUUGCCGGUGUUGCCAUGCUCAUGGUCUAA